This is a messenger RNA of Canariomyces notabilis, 2569 nucleotides long. Its product is annotated as TPR-like protein. Gene Ontology annotation, molecular function: protein binding. The transcript has 2 exons. Lineage: Eukaryota; Fungi; Ascomycota; Sordariomycetes; Sordariales; Chaetomiaceae. The record is from RefSeq and is a predicted model, not a curated record. The coding region runs from base 294 to 2267 and encodes 657 amino acids. Gene Ontology annotation, cellular component: cytosol; peroxisomal membrane. Gene Ontology annotation, biological process: protein import into peroxisome matrix, docking.
ACCGAACCCAAGUCAACAGCAGCCCAACACUUCAGAUACUCCCAGGGCACACCUUAAUAACUCGAGCUGCUUCCUGCAUCAGCGGCUGCCACAGAUUAUUAGCCUCAUUCCUGACUGGAUCCUAUAUCUAGUUAACGCUUUACCUUUCCUUCAUCAGCCCGAAUCUGGGCUUGAGAAAUCUGUUGGCAGCCGGACGGUACUUAACUGCCCUGUCGCUUUGCACUGUUUGCAGACGGCCCCGCGAUCAGCACAAUCCGUCUCUCACAGUCCUGUGACCCCGUUGCACCGCCGUCAUGUCGUUCCUCGGCGGCGCCGAAUGCUCGACGGCGGGAAACCCACUGAGUCAAUUCACAAAACAUAUCCAAGAUGACAAGAGCUUGCAGCAUGAGAGGCUUGUCGGCAGGGGCCCAGCGGGCUCGCUUGGCGGCUUUAGGAGUGCUGCGCAGAGCGCUCCCCAGGACGAGAUGAUGAACGGCUUUCUUCAUCAGAGCCCCAAUCUCCCCGAGAUACCGCUCGAGCAGCAUGGCCCUAUGGGCCAUGUGCACAUCAAUCAACCCCAUGGCGUUCACCUCCGUGCCCAAUCCGCAUCGCCGCUAUCCCCCAGCUGGGCCCCCGCCGACACCCAGGCUGCCAUGGAAGCUGCUUUCAACGUGCCGCCGGGAACAGAGUUCAGCCCGGACGAGUUCGCCAAGUUUCAGCACAUGAACGGUUCGGCAGCGUCAGCCUCGCGCGCCACUCCCAUGCCUGGUGCCAGUAACAACAUGAUGGCCCAGCCACGGAUGCCCAUGAUGAUGGGAGGCAUGGGUUACGGCAUCAUGUCCCGCCCCGCGUUCCAGCCCAUGUACGGCCCACAGAUGCACAUGGCUUCUCAGCCGCAACCCCAGCAGGAAGUCGAGGGCAAGGGCAAGGGGAAAGUGGUGGAGCUAGACGAGCACAAAUGGGAAGAGCAGUUUCAGCAGAUGGAGUUGCACGAUCGGCAGCUGCGUGAGUCGGGCGCUGAGAAGGAUGAGGCUCUCGCCAUGGAGCCAGAGCUGAAUGACAUGGACGAGAAGUUGCUUCAUUCUGAGACAGGCUACGGCGAUCUCGAGUCCAUCUGGCGCGGCAUCCAGGCCGAACAGGAAGCGAUGAAGGAGAUGGACAACAUCGAGGACGACUUUGCCCGGUUCGACAGCUCCCACUUUGGCGGGGACAAUCUCAACGAAUGGGGGCUUAACGGACGGCUAGGAGCGGACCCUGUUGUGCAAGAGUAUCUCUUCGAGGAGGAGAACGUCUACCAAGAACAACCCAAUCCAUUUGAGGAGGGUGUGCGCAUCAUGAAUGACGGCGGCAACCUCUCUAUGGCCGCUCUCGCCUUUGAGGCUGCCGUGCAGAAGAAUCCCGACCACGUCGAAGCCUGGGUUUACCUCGGUAGCGCUCAAGCCCAAAAUGAGAAGGAAGAGGCCGCCAUCCGCGCCCUCGAGCAUGCCCUGAAGCUCGACCCUAACAAUCUAGCCGCCCUGAUGGCUCUUGCCGUGUCCUAUACCAACGAAGGCUACGACAGCACUGCCUACCGCACCCUCGAGCGCUGGCUGUCGGUAAAGUACCCACAGAUUAUCGCUCCGCAGGAUCUGUCGUCGGUCGCCGACAUGGGCUUUACCGACCGUGCCCAGCUUCACGAGCGCGUGACCAACCUCUUUCUCAAAGCCGCCCGGCUGGCGCCCGACGGCGACCACAUGGACCCCGACGUGCAGGUCGGCUUGGGCGUCCUCUUCUACGGCGACGAGGAGUUCGACAAGGCGGUCGACUGCUUCCAGGCAGCGCUGCAGUCGUCGGAGCAGGGCACGAGCAACCAGCGAGAGCAGCUGCACCUGCUGUGGAACCGGCUGGGCGCCACCCUGGCCAACUCGGGCCGCUCCGAGGAGGCCAUCGCCGCCUACGAGAAGGCCCUCGAGCUCCGCCCAAAUUUUGUCCGCGCCCGCUACAACCUCGGGGUCUCGUGCAUCAACAUAGGCUGCCAUGCCGAGGCCGCCGGCCACCUGCUCGCCGCGCUCGACAUGCACAAGACGGUCGAAAAGAGCGGCCGCGAAAAGGCCCGCGAGCUGCUCGGCGGCAAUCCCGAUGACCCGGCCACCGACGCCCGCAUCGAGGCCAUGACCACCCAGAACCGGAGCACAACCCUUUACGACACGCUCCGCCGCGUGUUUACCCAGAUGGGCAGGCGUGAUCUGGCCGAAAAGGUGGUUGCCGGGGUGGAUCCGGACAUUUUUAGGGGGGAGUUUGAUUUCUGACGGGAAAGGUGAUGGAGAGCCAUUGCCAGAGCCAUCGCCGGGUCGGCAGCGGCAACUGUGGCAUUUGAAUGGGUCCAAGUGGACGGCGUGGGAUAGGAUGCGGGUGUCUUGAAUCCAUGCGAAUGGAGCGGAUGUUCUUUGGGGGAUUCAAAUUACAGUGCCCGCAGGUGCAAUACAUUGUCCGUAACGUUCGGAGAAUGGGAGCGAGGCGUGCUGUCAACGCCGUCUGUAUAGUAGCGCAUACGGUAGAAAAAGCGAACUGAUGACAGCAUAGAGACAGCGAAAAGCAUACAGCUGCGAGG